AUGCAGAUCAACAAGGGAAUCAUUCAAAAUUCUACGAAAGCCACUAUGAACUUUGAUGUUGCCCUUCGAUGCGGCGGUCCCGAAAUAGCUUCUUGUACAUGGUAG
Molecule: messenger RNA, 105 nt
Organism: Plenodomus lingam JN3
Lineage: Eukaryota; Fungi; Ascomycota; Dothideomycetes; Pleosporales; Leptosphaeriaceae
Source: RefSeq, a predicted model, not a curated record